Mus musculus (house mouse) is the source of this 2109-nucleotide messenger RNA. RefSeq names its product synaptotagmin VIII (gene Syt8). The record is from RefSeq and is a predicted model, not a curated record. Gene Ontology annotation, cellular component: plasma membrane; cytoplasm; membrane. Lineage: Eukaryota; Metazoa; Chordata; Mammalia; Rodentia; Muridae. The transcript is spliced from 9 exons. The coding region runs from base 803 to 2011 and encodes 402 amino acids.
AGACAGAGAGACAGAGACAGAGACAGAGACAGAGACAGAGUCAGAGAGAGAUCAAUGUUACUUUAAUCCCAACAUUCAUACCAGCUCCACCAUUUCCAAAUGGUAAAACAUUUUGAGCCCCAUGUGGAGGCCGGAUUUGUUUGAGCCUGACCUUAGCCCUCUUGUGCUAGGGGCCCUUGAGGAACAACAUCUCAGCUCCAGCUCCAAGCAGAUUCUUUAUAGGCAUUGUGGCCUCUUGUAAAAACCUUCUGCACCUCAGCUCCAGAGCCAUGCCAACUUCAGAGCCACUGGGGGUGCUCUGACCACCACCUAUGGACUCCUGCCUAGCAGAGUCCUUCAGAAGGCCAGACAAGAGUGAUAUUAGUGGACAGGCAGGCUGUUGAGGCCAGCAGAUCACCUCUCUCCAUCCUCAGGGGACUCACCAAGCUCCUACUUCAUCACCAAAUUACAGAUGAGUCUGAAACCGAGUUAGGGACUAGCUGUAUAAUACACAGGGCCUGGGGAUGAUUUAAAAUAUGGUACUUGUGCUAAAAACUGAGGAAUUUCAAGAGGUGAAGAGGAUAUUCAGCCUAGCACUGUGGUCCUUCCAGGUGCCCACCAGACCACUCUCCAUAGUCAUUAUGGCUUCUUGUUAAAAACCCUCUGCACCUCUGCUCCAGGGCCAUGCCAACUUCAGAGCACCAGCCUCAGGCCACCCUUGAAAACAUCAUGGUUCCAUGUGUGCAGGAGGACCUCUAAAGGGAGACGGAGAAGGCAGAGACUGGUCCCUUCCUGAUCUGCAGCUGCCCCGAAUCACUGAGAGAUGCAAGCUGAUAGGAGCAUGAAGAUGGGGCACGCCUUAAACCCCUUCAGCACCUCUGCCCCACUUGAUGCCACAGCUGGGCCCAGUCUCAUCCCAGACCUCAUCACCAGGAUCCCCUCAGCCUGUGCCCCUGGCCUAGGGCCUCGCUGGACCCUCUUUAUCGCCAUCCUUGCUGCUGGAGUCCUCUUAGUCUCCUGUUUGCUCUGUGUCAUCUGUUGCUAUUGCCACCGCCAUCGCCACAGGAAGCAACCCAAGGAUAAAGAAACUGUGGGCCUGGGCAGUGCCCGUAAUAGCACCACUACUCACCUGGUUCAACCAGAUGUGGACUGCCUAGAACCCUGCUCUGGAGGGGACCAACAGUGGGGUCGACUCCUGCUGUCACUAGAGUAUGAUUUUGGAAGCCAGGAGAUUAGAGUGGGCCUGAGGCAGGCUGGAAACCUGAAGGCUGAGGGCACAGCAGACCCCUACGCCUGGGUCAGUGUGUCCACCCAGUCUGGGAGAAGACAUGAGACAAAGGUGCACCGAGGGACGCUCUCUCCCAUGUUUGAAGAGACAUGCUGCUUUCUGGUCCCACCAGCAGAGCUGCCCAAAGCCACUCUGAAGGUGCAGCUGUGGGACUUCAAGCGGUUUUCAGAACACGAGCCACUGGGUGAGCUCCAACUACCCCUGGGCACCGUGGACCUUCAACAUGUCCUGGAGAGCUGGUACCAGCUAGGCCCUCCAGGGACCACUGAGCCUGAGCAGAUGGGGGAGCUGUGCUUCUCACUACGCUACGUGCCCAGCUCAGGCAGCCUGACUGUGGUUGUACUGGAGGCUCGGGGUCUGAAUCCGGGGCUUGCAGAGGCCUACGUGAAGAUCCAGCUUAUGUUAAACCAGAGAAAAUGGAAGAAGAGCAAAACAUCCUCCAAGAAAGGCACGACUACCCCCUACUUCAACGAGGCCUUCGUCUUCCUGGUUCCCGUUAGCCAGCUCCAGAGUGUGGACCUGGUGCUGGCUGUCUGGGCCCGUGGUCUGCAGCUCCGGACUGAGCCUGUGGGCAAAGUGCUGCUGGGUUCCCGGGCUUCUGGCCAACCCCUACAGCACUGGGCAGACAUGCUGGCCCAUGCUCGGCGGCCCAUCGCCCAGUGGCACCACCUGCGGUCCCCCAGGGAAGUGGAUCGUGUUCUGGCCCUGCAGCCUCGCCUUCCCCUGCUUAGGCCUCGCUCCUGAAAGCACCGCGGGUCUCAGUUUUCCCAGAUGGAGAGCUGUGGAUAUUUGUGCAGGCUCUUCAGAUCUCUCUGUAAUAAACAAAUUCUCUUUCACACUCA